This is a messenger RNA of Zingiber officinale, 1673 nucleotides long. Its product is annotated as rab GTPase-activating protein 22-like. Gene Ontology annotation, biological process: activation of GTPase activity. The transcript has 12 exons. Gene Ontology annotation, molecular function: GTPase activator activity. Bases 276 to 1538 code for a protein of 420 amino acids. Lineage: Eukaryota; Viridiplantae; Streptophyta; Magnoliopsida; Zingiberales; Zingiberaceae. The record is from RefSeq and is a predicted model, not a curated record.
UGAUUCAAAUAAUUUGUUUGAAAUCCGUCGUUUCCUCGCAUAUAAGAUUAUCUAGUUUUUCGAUCUAAUUUUAGCUUGUUAACAAAUUUAGAUCUUCCUCUCUUUGCUCAUUUCCGCUAUUCCUUCCCUAUUUAUCUCUCUUUGGUUUCUCUCUACCCAUUAGAAUCCGGCGCCAAUCUCCUCCUCUCCUAAGGAAGGGCGGAGAUCGAGGCGCCGAACAACUAACUGCGUUUUCUGCGAAAGUUUCUAGGUUUUGCUGGAUCUAAAUCCGAAGAAUGUUCAGCUGUUGUAGAUCGGUUCCGGAGGAUUGGGGCGAACCCGAGGAGUUCUACCCUAUCAGGCCAGAUUGCCGCGAUGAGGUUCUCGCUUCUCGUUUCAAGCCCACUCCCGGAAAAACUCUUAGUGGAAGACGGUGGCAUUCUUCCUUCUCAGAAGAGGGACAUUUGGACAUUGCAAGAGUUCUUAGGAGGAUACAAAGAGGGGGAGUUCAUCCGACAAUAAAAGGAGAAGCUUGGGAGUUUCUACUUGGUUGUUAUGAUCCCAAAAGUACCUUUGACGAGCGCACGCAAUUAAGAGAGAGUCGAAGAUCAAAAUAUGAGGAACUGAAGUCAAAAUGCAAAGAGAUGGAUGGUUCAGUUGGCAGUGGUCGAGUGAUAAUGACACCAGUAAUCUCAGAAGAUGGUAAACCUAUUGAGGGUACUCCAAAUGCAUCAGAAGAACAUGUAGUUUUGGACAAAGAAGUGAUCCAAUGGAAGCUUAGCUUACACCAAAUCGGUUUGGAUGUCAAUAGGACAGACCAAGCACUUGUCCACUAUGAGAACCUACAAAAUCAAGCCAAGUUGUGGGAUAUUCUGGCUGUUUAUUCGUGGGUGGACAAGGAGAUUGGCUACUGCCAAGGAAUGACUGAUCUUUGUUCACCGAUAACAAUUCUCAUCGAAAAUGAGGCAGAUGCCUUUUGGUGCUUCGAGCAUCUUAUGCGUAGAGUUAGAGGAAAUUUCAAAAGCUCAUCCACUAGUAUUGGAGUUAGGUCUCAACUGACUCUACUAUCAUCUAUCAUAAAAACUGUUGAUCCACAGCUCCACGAGCACAUCGAGAGUCUUGACGGAGGGGAGUAUUUAUUCGCCUUUCGGAUGUUGAUGGUUGUUUUUAGGCGAGAAUUUUCUUUUGCCGAUUCGUUGUACCUUUGGGAGUUGAUCUGGGCAAUGGAAUACAACCCACUUCUCUUCUCCAGCUACGAAUCAAACACCCCUUUGGAUGCACCAAAAGAUGGCGUAAUGGCGAAAAAAGAUCUAAUGCGGUAUGGAAAGUUUGAGAGGGCUUAUGUGAAGGUGGGUCGGACCGAACAACAAGGUACUCUUUCCAUAUUUCUUGUUGCAAGUGUUCUCGAGGGGAAGAACAAGAGACUACUACAGGAGGCUAAAGGCCUUGAUGAUGUCGUGCAGAUUCUCAACGACAUAACCGCAACUUUGAACGCAAAGAAAGCCUGCGACGAAGCAUUGAAACUCCAUUCAAGAUACUUGAACAUGGCAAAGACAUAGUAAAGAACUAGUUAGAUCCAAAGGACAAAGGAUUCGAUUAUACUCUUCAAGUUCUCUAUCAAGUUAUAUUUUCAAUUCUUAAGAAUUGCGAUAUAUAUUCUUAUAGACAAGAGCCGUAAUAUUGUACAUGAAUUG